Lobosporangium transversale is the source of this 735-nucleotide messenger RNA. Its product is annotated as phosphatidylethanolamine-binding protein. Gene Ontology annotation, biological process: regulation of proteolysis; regulation of Ras protein signal transduction. NCBI's taxonomy places the organism in Eukaryota, Fungi, Mortierellomycota, Mortierellomycetes, Mortierellales, Mortierellaceae. The coding region runs from base 102 to 653 and encodes 183 amino acids. The record is from RefSeq and is a predicted model, not a curated record. Gene Ontology annotation, molecular function: peptidase inhibitor activity; phospholipid binding. The transcript has 3 exons.
UUUUUUUUUACACCUUUACCCUUUUUUCUUCCUUCUUCACUCUUCUUCACUCUUCUUCACUUUUUUUUGUUUCAACAAUAAGAAAAUAAAGCGACCCAAUCAUGCCUCUUAUCACCAGUGAUCAAGCAACUGAAUCCGCCUUGAAGAAGGAUGGUAUCAUCCCUGAUCUUCUCGACUCGUUCCAACCCAAGACCAUGCUUGUCAUCAGCUACGGCGAUGGUCUGGAGGUUGCGCUUGGCAACACCUUGCCUGUCAAAGACACUCAGAAUCCUCCCCAGAUUUCCUUCCAAGUCGAGAAUCCUGAUGACAAGUACACAUUGAUCUUGACGGAUCCUGAUGCGCCAAGCCGUGCGAAUCCCAAGAAUCGUGAGUUCCGUCACUGGACGGUCACAAACAUCUCUGGUGCAUCUGAUUUCCAGCCUGCAGAUGUCUCGCAGGGGAAUGUUCUUACAGAGUAUAUGGGUCCAGCACCUCCAGCGGGCUCGGGACCACAUCGUUACAUCUUUUUACUGUUCAAGCAGACAUCAUCUAGCGAUGCUUCAGCCCUGACAACCCCUCUGACUGAUCGCCCAAAGUUUAACACCAAAGAAUUCACAUCCCAAGCAGGACUCGAGUUAGUCGGCGCCAAUUAUUACUUUGCAGAGAACCCUUGAAAGACAAGGAAAGAAACAAAAAGAUAAAAUUUCUUUUAACACUUCUUCUUUAGCUAAUAAAAAAAUUCAAUGUUGAAGGCCA